UAACAUGCUUUUAAUCCACCAGUCAAUUGUAACUAAGGCCCCCCAGGUCCUGGGGUAUACAGAGGAUAGCCGGGAAAAUUGGCCAUGUAUUUACCUUCCAGGUGGCCCCGCGGUACUGGUGAAUGUGAUGGUUUUUGUCUUCGCGCCCAAAUUAGCUGGGAAUUGGCCUUACCUAGGGUCCCUGGGAUGCUGGGGCAUUUGGUGGUGGUUUUAUCAGCAGUUCAUCGCCACUGAGUGGGGAUUUUACCUGGGCUUGGUGGGACCGAAAGUCAAAGUCCCCGCUAUUCCCUAGACCUUGGGGGGCCAUGGUUACAAUUGACUGGUGCAUAAUAGAGGGAGUAGGUCCCAUUUCCCCUCUUCGCACCAACUAAUCCAGAUGAGGCCUUUGUCACAUCCUGAGGUCCUUGAUAAGUAGUCAUUGAAAACGAAGGGGGCCAAUUUGCGCUACAUACAUGGUGAAAGGAUUUUUUAGGGCCUUUUUAUAAUAUGGGUCCCAGGCCUUUGAGGUGUUUUCUAUGAUUGGUAGGACGAUGGCCUUGCAGGAAUCUAUCUCGAAUAUGGGCAUGCAUUCCUUAAUGUACCUUCAUAGGAAUCCUAGAGUAGGAUUGCCCUUGCCAGUUAUGUCCAAGCCCCCCUCCCCCCAAUAAAAUCAAAAUUAAAAAAAAUCCCAGGCUUGUUUAUAAUGAUGGGGGAACUGUUACUAGUGAAAACAAACAAAAACAAAAAAACAAAUUUAAAACUAAUUGGGGGGGGGGGGGGGCAAUGUCAAAGGGAUGUAUCAUUACAACUUACAAUGUCCCUGUAGCAUCAAGGAUAUGAUCAUGGAGGAGUUAGUGUCUUCUGAUGACGAGGUUUUGAUCUUAUGACAUAGCAGUGCAGUGCAAGUAGCUAUAUGUAGGAUACUUAGAAAAAUGGCUCAACACUCAACAGAUACAAGUUCUGAUGAAGCGCAAUCAGCAAGGAGGGACAUGAAUGACUCAUAUUACCCAAGUGAUAUUCUAAUUCCACAUACUGAUAUUCAUAGACAUGCAGCUAGUAUACUGCAUCCUCAGAGUCUAUACAAUGAAGACUUUUGGACAGCUCCACCAACUUAUUAUAGAUCCAGAUUGUGUUCUCAUACACUUGAUUCUAUUCCCAUGAGUGAAUAUCCAGUUAUUGAUAUGAGAAAUUCAAGAGAUUUCACUCGAUCCAAAGACCAUAUACAGUUAAAAACGAAUUUAUCACAAACCUUGAUAAAGAAAGCUGUAUGUGAAAGGUAUCAUGUGACGGAAAACUUCGUGGAAAUUGUAGAAUAUGAAACAAAAGUGGAGAGUUCUCCUCGCAAAACGCUCAUAAUAAUUGUCCCCAAAUCUACUGCAGGUUUCUGUGGGUUAGUGUUAGAAACAUAUGAAGACAAGGAUCAACGAGUUCCCAGGAUUAUGUGUGCACAUUUACCUUUGGGUAUGGUCAUUCAUGAUUUGAAAAGGGAGUUAAAGGUUUUUCUUAACUGGAAAAACCUAGCCAUUUGCAAAGAUUCAAAAGUACUUAGUGACAACAGCCCUUUGCAAGAGUUUCAGCUGGAAAAAUUAGAGAGACUGCAGGUUUAUCAGUUUGACCAUCAAGUGAUAGACUUUGUGUAUCAAUCAGGUCAGCAUUGUCAUUAUAGAUACAGAGUGAAUGUCAACCUGACAAAAUCAGUUGGACAAGUAAAAGACAGGUUAAGGAGACAAGUUGGAGAUGAACUGAAGAAAUUGCAAGCAACCGAUAAGAUGUUCCUUCACUUCACAGUACAAGAAAAACUGGUUGAGGAUGAUUUGUGCAUGGGCCGGGUUGUGGAAAGGUUUGGUAGAGACGAUCAUGUUGGCCUGCACCUCUCUUCAGAAAAUGCCAUUAGCGUCACACUGAAAUUUAACAAGCCAUUGAAAAUGAAACAACGUAUGUUGAUAUGCAAAAUGGUAUGUUCGUCAGCACAGCUUAGGGGAGAGAUAGGAAAACUUGUCGAUCAUGAUCAGAAAUCUGUGAAGCUGACCUUGAAUAGUAAGUUAAUGGAGGAAUGUCCUGACAUUGGGAAAAAGUAUGGUACAGAAUGGCAAAGUGGGUGCACAGUUUCUGUUGGAAUAAAAAAGCAUAAAACUUUGAGAAUAAAACACCCAGAAGAUGGCAGAGAGCUUGUCUUGAAGAUGUAUAUGCUUGAACCUGUCAGUGAAUUGAAGAGAAAAGUUUCUGAGGCUUGGAAUCUGAACAUAUUGAACAUGUCUCUGAUUUGUAGAGGGCAACGCAUGUUGGGCAGCAAACUUCUCAUGUUUUAUCCAAUCAAGAACAACAUGGAAAUUCAGCUUCAAUUGUUUCCUCAUAGAAUCUCUUUUCAUGUGAGGAUUGCUUUCAAGAAGAGAUGGGUAAAAGUAGUCGUGGACGAUAGCAGUGUCUCAACCGUCGAUGAUCUUUUGAGAUUUUGUGCCCACAAGUAUGAGUAUGCAAGAAAAUGCUCUCGAGCCAUUUUUAAUGGUUGCUGUCUGCACAAAAAUUCAUCCCUUCAGGAGGAAAAUCUGAAGACAAAUGACCAGGUGGUCAUCGUACAUUUUGAUCAGAAGAUAGAGUCGAAUGGUGAGCUGAUCCUGAUCUUCAUGGGCCGGGAAGAUGGGCACACCAUCAUGAGAUGUGGCUCAGUGGUCGCUGGACUUCUCCUCCAUGCCGCGAAAAAGACCAAGCUUCAGGAACCUGAGCACCUGGACAACGGAGCCUUGCCGGGGGACAUACACAUUGUACCAGAGGCCCUACCUGACGAUGCCAGCAAACAGGAAAUGAAAGUUGCUGCCAGUCAACCUGUCAAUGAGAAAAUCCUGACUAAAGGAGAAAAGAGGGCACUUAAAGCUAUGUAUUUGAGAAAGGCUAGAGCCUUAAAGAAGGCCAUCAUUGCCCGAACAAUCUCUGAACAGGAAAACACUUCUACAGGCCUGACUUCAUUUACUGAAACACUAGGAUUGCGUUUUGAAACUGAAAGUUUAACAGGGCAAAUAGCUUCCGAGAGGCCUACGUUUUACCUGCAAGAUGAGGAUGAACAUCACAGAGAUGUCAAAGGUAUUCCACCAAGUGAUGAGAUUGGGAUUACCAAUGGUACAGAUGAUUCCAUUACAAUUUUGAAGGAAGUAUACAAGGUACCCGAGUUUGGUAGGGAAGACAACACUGAUGCUGAUUUUGAAGAGAACAAUGCUGCUGAUGAGGAUGUUGAAGAGAACAAGGCUGAUGUUGAAGAUGUUGAAGAGAACAAUGCUGAUGAUGCCGAUGAUGAGGAUGAUGAUGUUGGAUGUAGUAAGCAACCAACAGAUACAAGUAGGUUGGAAAAUGAUGGUGGUGCUGCUAUUGGUCUGUUUGUAUGUUGUAGUGCAUGUAAUAACAGUGUUCCAGUAAACCAGCAACUAGAUAUCCGACAUCUUGUGACCCAACACGAAAGUUAUGCUAAAAAUGAACAGCAUCUGAAAUGCAUUGAAAACUGUAUCAGGAAACUGCGAAACGGAAAUUCUCCAGAAGUUGGUAAAAGUUGUUGUUCAGAUGAUUAUUCUGAAGACCAUGGAAAUCAUGAUUGCACUACUGUUCCCAAAGCAUUGUCCUGUGAAAGUGGAGAAAUUAAAAUGGAAUGCAAAGAAACAGUUCAAAAACAAAUCUUUGAUGAUAAAAUAGCAUGGGAUUCAGAUAAAAAGGAAGGCAAAGUUAUACAGCCAGUUACAGAUCAACUGACUUUUGACGAAGGGGUGUGCCACAAUUCUACAGUGGACUUUAGCUCUGACCCUGAUGGCGGUAGUACUGGUAGAGAAAUUAAUGUGUCAGCAUGUCCAGCCAACUUGAGACACACACGCCCAACAGUAUUAACAAACAACAACAACAAUACUGUCGGAAGUGAUAGUGGAGAAAGAAACUUACAGGCUUACGCGGGAAGUUCAGGUGGUAAUAGCGACACACAGCAGUUUCAAUAUCAUCCAUGUCAACGGAGAUUUCAUAGGACAGCUCAUGGGAUUCACCAUUUUCAUGAUCAAGAUUUUCACACGCAUGGCCACUGUUUAUUCGAUGCCGUACGAUGUCCAAUCAUCCAGCAGCUAUUGACACGAGAAUCGGUUCGCAUGAAAGGUCGACAUAAAUACAGGUCAGAGGGUGACACUGGCCAGUCUGACCAUGCUGAAUUACUAGAGUUGCAAUACCUACACCAGAACCAAACAGUUCCUAACUUGUGUGCCUACCAAAAUGCUGUUUGUAUGGAUUUGGUUCCAAUAAUAACAGAUAUUAAUACCCGAAUGCUUAUUUAUGUGAGUGAAAACGUUGGUACCAAAUGGAAGCAAUUAUGUCGACAGUUGGAGGUUAAGGAGACAACACUUGAACAGAUAGAGCAUGAAUACAGACAGCUACAGGAGCAGGCAUACAAGGGACUGUUUAACUGGACAAGAGAAAAAGGCAAGAAAGCAACAAAGAAUGCGCUUAUUGAGGCACUGAUGAAAGUUCACCUUACAUCAGUGGCUGAAGCCAUCAAUGGCCACACCACUGUUUAGUAUUAUUUUCAUUUGCAAUCAUUGAGGAACUUUAUACGAAAGUUUGCCUUACAUCUGUGGCUAUAGAAAUCAAUGGCCUAAUUACUGUAUAGCAUUAGUUUCAUUUGCAGAGCAUUUACAUAUAAAAGAUACAAGCCCGAAAGCCAACUUGUAUUCUGCAAUAGAAUGAUUCAAACUGGGCUUGUUCAAAAUUAAACGUUUAACAUAAAAUGCCCACUUACUCCCCAAAAAGAUGUACCACAAUUAAUAAUAUCGUUUUAAUAUUCAAAAAAAGAUGUCAAAAACAAUGGUGCUUAUGAAGGAUACCGAGUUUAAUUUGAAAGAAAUGAGCAUAGAACACGGUAUUUCUACUUUAUGAGACUAUUGAAGACCAUAGUAAAUCUUUUAACAUUCACCAAUCAUUUAAUAUUUUUGCGCUUUCUGCUAUUUAUUUCAAGGUUACAAUCUUGUUAUCAGAAGCUAAUAUUUUCCAUUAAUGCAUUUUUUAGUAAGUAGUUAAAGGUUUAUUAGUCAAAAUUUAUGUUUGUUAUACAUGUGUAUGUAUUGAUUUUGAAAAAGAGUGUCACUUUAAUCAUACAUGUUAUAAUGUAACAGUAACUGUUGUGUUUUGUUUAUUCAAAUUUUAUGGCUGUCUCGUACUCUUACUGGAAAAGACAAGAGAGGCAUUGAGUUGUUUUGUUGUGUAUUUUGUUGUUCUGUAAAACAUUUUUGAUGCAAUUACAGAAGAGGUGAAACAUGUAAAUGUUGACAUGAAGCUUGAAACAUCUUUAAAUAGAUAUUGUUGUUUUAUAUGAUAUUGCAUGUAUUUGAAUCUCAGUUUUGGAUUUCAAAUUGGUAUGCUCCAGCAUAAUUUUAAGAAAAUUGAAUUCUCAAUAUGAUAUGAGUGACAUCAUAGCUGGAUAGCUUAUUCUCAGUCUUAUGUUUAUGUUGUUACAAAUACUGUUGUUGUAGGGAUCUAUGGGCUCAAAAUCUUAUCAAAGAGCGUAAUACGAAAUAUCGUUAGCUCAAGAAAUUAAGUUCUUAGGGAGGCUAGAAAUUAAAUUGAAAUUUGUGCUUACAUAAAAAUAAAUUAUUUCGAAAUAUAUCUCAAAUCAACCAAGAUUGAAGGUUUUCAAAAAUUGAUCUUUCUUUUAUACAUUUCUAGGUAAGAUGGUCCCCUAGUAUUUCAAUGUUUGUUUUCACACAAUAUCGCUUUUAAUUUUACUCAUAAUUAGCUUUAAGCUCUUAUGUGAUACCACACUGUGAUUUUGAAUUAUUUUCAUGUUCAUUUGAACAUGGUCAUAGACCAUUAGAAUUAAUGUUAUCGUAGUAAACAAUAUUCUGUUUCAGAAACAUCAUUAUUUGUUCAGUAAAAUGUCAGUUCAACAUUAAAUGACAUAAUUUCUGCAAUGAAAAUCAAUUCCUGUAUUUAAAUGAAAUUGUACAGCUGAAGUAUUACGUGCAGAAAUUUAUGCAAAGACUCAAUGCAGUGUGAUCAGGGGUCGUAUUCAAAAGCAUAUCCUUAUCCUUAGACACUCCUCAGUGAUUCCAUUCAGUCAUUGGCCAGUUAAUUUUACUGUCCAAUCAAAAUGCUCGGAUUAUUCUGUUUAAAUUGAGUUAAAUCUGAGGUGGUUAUUGGAUCAUAAUGCUCCAAUGAUAAAAACAAUACUUAUGGCAUGAUAAAAUAGCUCGAUAGAAUAAUGGCAUAAUAUGUGGAAAAAAUGAGAUUAAUACAUUUUGGACUUUUUGGACUAUCUGCAUUGUUUGUAAGUCCCAUUGCUAUGGCCUAUGGGUAUUUUUGCCUGCUUCACAUGUACAAGUUAUUAUGUGUUUUUAUUUCUUACUCAAUGUUGUACAGUUCACAAAAAAAUUAAUAUCAUAUAUAUUAUGAAGCUUAUUAUAUAAAACAAUAUAUAUUCAUGAUAGAUAAUUUAAAUUUAUUUAAAAACAGAAGAAGAAAAAAUCAAAAACCAAGAUGUAACAUUGUCAAGAUUGAUUGUUGUGCAAUUAUAUUUUCAAUGAGAUUUUUUUGCUUAUCUGUUUUUCAAAGAAAGCAAGUUGACAUAUUUUCUUAGCCUUGGUGUUGUUGUCUGCAUUUAAGUGCAAAUUCUCGAAUCUUUGCCAUAACUAUAAAAUCAUUCAGGAUAUUCAAAUAAACAAGGCCCCAUAACUCUGAUUUUAAGUUUUGUUGAGUUAUGUCCUUUUUCCCAUUAGAACAGAUGAGUGUCCUCGUUUUUUUAGGCUAUGUUUGUUUUCUGUAAUUCAUAAACAUUAAACAGAUAUGUUAUAAUUUACUUAUGGAGAAGUUUGAUUUUUUUUAUAAUACACAAUUAAAUAUGAGCAACAUGUUUAUUAUUUACCACUUUCUGUAAGACUAUUGAUUAAAAAAAAAUAUCCAACUUUGCAUUUGAGUCAACUUUGUUCAAAACAAUAUCUACCUCUGUAAAAACCUGAUUAAACAUGGCUUGAGACUUGCCUUAAUAUUAUAUUUUUUGGUUCCAAUGCAAGAUGUUUUUUGUUAUAUUAUUUAUAUUUUAAUAAUAAUUUGUUUUUUUUUAUUUAUUUUAUGUAAUGUUCUGACUUGUAUUUUAAUAUGGCUAAUGGUCAUUAAGUCAAAGUACUGACACCUUCAUGAUUGAGUCAGAAUGACCCAUCUUCAAGUGAGGUUCUGUAUACAUUAUUGCCCACUGGACAGACAUUUCCAGUGAAUUUGGCAGUGCUGGAACAUUUCCGUCUGGAAGGGCAUUUCCAGUGAAUUUGGCAGUGCUGGAUUUUUUUUGUCUGGAUGGGCAUUUCCAGUGAAUUUGGAAGUGCUGGAACAUUUCCUCCUGGACGGGCAUUUCCAGUGAAUUUGGAAGUGCUGGAAAAUUUCUCUCUGGACAGACAUUUCCAGUGAAUUUGUCUGUGCUGGAACAUUUCCGUCUGGGCAGGCAUUUCUAGUGAAUUUGGCAGUGCUGGAAAAUUUCCGUCUGGGCAGGCAUUUCCAGUAAAUUUGGCAGUGCUUGGAAAUUUCCCUCUGGGCAGGCAUUUCCAGUGAAUUUGGCAGUGCUGGAAAAUUCUGGCUGGCUAAUUUUAUCUUUGCACUACUUGGUAUUUCUUACACUUCAUAGCUUAUGGAAAAUUUUAGUAUGGCAAUUCAAUAGAGCUUGAGAACAAAUAUAUAGUUCUAUAUUGAAUGAAAAUUAGUUGACGUUAUAUUAUGAUGUCAAUGAACACUGUUGAAUACACUAUUUGGUAAAAUGUACAAAAAUGUGUUUAACUAUAUAAAUUACAAAAGUAUAAAUCAAGGAAUACAGGUAAAAAAUUAUCAUGUGUUCUGGUCCAGAGCAGAAACUCUGACUUUCGAGCAGAUUACAUUUCCGGUAACUCUGCCAGCCUUGUUACAGGUUCUUGCAAGUUUGCCCUCGGGUUGGAUAUUUCUAUCCUGACCAGUAAUACAUGAUAGAUAAUCUCUUGAAACUUCACAGUAGACUUCCUAAUGAAAAAAGAAGAUAUAUUUAGGGUUUCAAUGAUUUCUGAACAGUAAAAUUUGGUUUUAGAAGUUGGGGGUUGGUAAAAUAGUUGUGCAUUUGGCCUAUCAUAUCGAGUGAUUCAUGAUCACUCAAAUUUAAUCACACUUCGUUUUUUUCCGCACCUUUGGUUCUAAUGUUCGAAGUGUAAAAUUUUGUGUCUGUUUCCAGUGAAUCCCUGUUUUAGAUUUUGAACAUGUUUGUUAUUUUUGUGAUAAUGUUUAUUGCAAGUACGGUACCUAAAAGAGUUGGUUCUUGAUCAUUAAUUUAUAAUUAUGAUUAAUUCUAAUCGCAGGUAUUACCCAGUAUACUAAACUAAAAUAAUGAAGAUUUUAUUGCUAACAGAAAUCAAAAUAGUAUUUUGUAAUAAAACUAUUUAUAUUAUUUUUUUACCAAUGAUAUUUUUAUUACAUCAAUUAAUUGUAAGGAAUGUUUCUGUAUUUUCAUGGUUACUGGUUUUUAUUUGUGCAAUAUGUUUAAGCAUUACCUCAAGUCAAAAAAAAGUCUUAAGUUUGUGCUUAUUAUUGUAAUAUCCAAAAAUGUAUAGUUUAGUAAUUGAUAAAGAAUGAUAAUCACAAAUUUCACUGUUGUUUUUUUACGCUCUGCGUAUUGUUGACAAUUGCAAGUUAUCAUUUUCUCAUUUUUUCUGUAAGUGAAUAGUUGCAGAGAUUAAGCUUUAGAAAUUUGUGUUUAGAUUGAUUUUUUAGAUCAUCGUUUUUUUUUAUAGAAAAAGCUUGCGGUAUUGUCAUAGCCUUGUCGUGUAAAACAUUAAACUUGGCCACAACUCAAAACAGAUAUUUACAUGAAACUUAGUACACAUGUUACCAGUGACAAUAUGCACAUGAUGACAAUAACAACAGAUGAGCUUUAUAUGUGGUGCUCUUGUUUGACCCUUUAAGGUCAAGGUGUUGUAAGGGAAACAGUUUGCACUGAUUAAGUACAAAACAGUAUAUUUAGUAAUGGUAUCCUAAUAGAAAUGUUGGCUGAUUUUUUAAUUCAAUGGCUAAAAAUAGAAAAACAAUGUCUCAAAUCUUGAUAAAAAAUACUGCAAAUCACAUAUUAAUUCACAGGGCAAUAACGAUUGAAAGUUAACAACGAUAAAGUUAACAACGAUAAAGUUAACAAAGUUGUUAACUUAAACAAAGCUCUGAACAAUUGGCCAAAUGAUUGCUCUGAUUCAAUUGGCUCAUUACAGAUCUUGAUAAUCAGAAUAAUAAAAUGUGACCAUGACCUUCAACCAAUUUUUAAGGGUAAUGACUUUGAUCCCCAUUUGUGUCUAUUUAUAACAUUUUAAAGUUAGAUUUUGUUGUUAUUGAGAGGACAUGUUUGUCUCUUUCUCACAUACCCACUGGUGUUCUUUGUUUAAAUAUUCACAUGCAUUAGUAUAUUUUUCAUUUUGUUUUCACUGGCAAGUGCUUUCAGAUAUAUUGCUUAUUUUUUUGUAUAAUCUUACAUUCAUUAUAUACCUUUUCAGAUCAAUACUAAUUUUAUCUUUUCAAUUAGUUAUUUUUCAUCUAUUUGCUGUAAAACAUGUGUGCCGUUUAUUUUGAACAAUGGUGUGAUGAAUUUGAUGUUGAUAAUGGGUGUAAAAUGAAGCAAAAUCUUUUCUGCAAAAUCCUUGACAAAAUUAUAUGUUUCAUAAUUAUGGAUAAAAUUUUCAAGACAUGUUUUUAUUUCAGAAAUUCAAAAAAGCAAAUAAAAUUAAAUUGACAUGUCGUUGUUAAGAUUGAGUUUUAUGGAAUUGGAUUUCUGUUGCGAUAAUAAUUAAGUUUGUCUGUUUUAAGAACAAAACCAGUUGAGGUAUUUCCUUAGCCUUUUGUAUCAAACUGAAUCUUUUCCCCUGGUUGUCCACCACUAGGAACACCUCCGCCACUUUCCGUCGAAAAACAACCUCGCAUGUAUAUGGACAGUUUAUAAUGUCAGAAAUCUUAGCAUUUAACUAUGCUGCAAAUAGAUUGCGUAGUAAUUUUAAAUUAGCUGUUAACUUAAUGACUUUACUCUUGGGAAUCUUUAUUAUUUAUGCUAUAAUACACUUCACUGGCAAUCAAUGUAGAUGGAGAUAUACAAAAUACGUAUUGAAAUACUACAAUUGAUUAAUACUAUUAUUUAAAAUUUUACAAACUACUUCUUUUGAAGUAAAGACAUACAUUGGUUGUUUUUGAUGGAAAAUGGCCGAGGGGUUCCAAAUGAGUUGUCCACUAGCUCUGUGACUUUUGAAGAGUUCAGUCAAAUGUUGUUUGAUUUUUAGAAAAAUCACAUUAGGAUAGAAGUUGUCUAAAAAAUGUAUACAUUUUAAUCUAGUAGAUUUUAUUGAAAUUAGAUAAGAACUGUGAAGAACCAUGGUUCUGUUCUGGCUUUUCACCCCCAAAAUGACCUUCAUUAAUACGGACAAAAAUUAUUUCCUCUUUUUUAUACACUAAAAAUUACAUUGUUAUAUGCUUUAAAAUUGCCAUAGAUGACAUCAAAAAAUAUAUUAAUCAUUGUAUUCCAUGGGUAGGAAUUUAUUACAUUGUAUGUUAAUUGUUUUAAAAAUUUUUUUAUAUCAAUCUAUUCUUUUAAAAUGAUACAUGUACCUCUCCAAUUUUUGAGAAUAUUUGAUAUUAUAUUUGCUAUAUGAUAUAUUUUGUUUGGAAAGGUUAUGCCUAUGGUGUACAUGAAGCUUUAUUAGUUAACAUUUCUACUUUUCAAGCUUUCGUUUUUUAGAAAAUCUGGUUGUGCCAUGUUUACUUGUCCAUGCUUCUACAGUGCAACUUUUAUGUACUGGUCUCAUUUCAGUAUAAAAUAAACUUGACACUUGCUGUA
Mya arenaria is the source of this 10807-nucleotide messenger RNA. RefSeq lists its product as uncharacterized. The transcript is spliced from 7 exons. Gene Ontology annotation, biological process: signal transduction. The record is from RefSeq and is a predicted model, not a curated record. The coding region runs from base 912 to 4517 and encodes 1201 amino acids. Gene Ontology annotation, molecular function: protein binding. Lineage: Eukaryota; Metazoa; Mollusca; Bivalvia; Myida; Myidae.